Molecule: messenger RNA, 1276 nt
Organism: Boleophthalmus pectinirostris (great blue-spotted mudskipper)
Lineage: Eukaryota; Metazoa; Chordata; Actinopteri; Gobiiformes; Gobiidae
Gene: nphs2
Product: NPHS2 stomatin family member, podocin
Exons: 7
Coding region: 1-1095 (364 amino acids)
Cellular component (GO): plasma membrane
Source: RefSeq, a predicted model, not a curated record
AUGGACUCCACCGCCUCCGGACCCAAGCCCAGGAAGGAGAGAAGCCGGAGCGACCGAAACGGGAGCUCCAGGCUUGGGGAGUCUGGUGUGAAGCAGAGGAGUCUAGGAGCGCUGGAGUGGCUGCUCAUGGUUUUCGUCCUGUCUUUGGUGCUGCUCUUCCUGCCCGUGUCCAUCUGGUUCUGCAUCAGAGUAAGAGCAGAUUCAGCGUUGUCCAAAGAGGAUCCGAGUCAGCAGUAUGAUCUUUCCUCCGUGUUUGAUCGACAGGUGGUGAGGGAGCAUGAGCGCGCUGUGGUCUUCAGAAUGGGGCACCAGCUGAGGGGCAAACCCAGAGGACCAGGUGAGUGCACCUUCCAGAUCAAUCAUGUGGAGAACUCAGAAGUGCUCAUCCUGUCAUUUUUAUGGGCCCUACUUUGUACUUCUGCUUCUUCCCACUUUGUAUCUUUGCUCCCAGGUCUCUUGUUCUUUCUGCCGAUCCUGGAUGUGUGUCACAUUGUGGACGUCCGACUGAAGACUCUUAAGAUUCCUCUGCACACGGUGGUGACCAAAGACCUGCUUCAGUGGGAGCUGAGUGCAGUGUGUUAUUAUCAGCUGGAGAACGUGGCCCUGUGCAGCGGCGCCCUCUGCAGUCUGGACUCCACGCUGCAGGCGGUGGUCCAGGGGGUGAUCCGGGACGUUCUGUCUGAGCUGAGUCUGAGCCAAGCCCUGGGGCAGAGGAGGAGGCUGGGGCAGAGGAUCCAGAGGGCGGCCGACGCUCUGCUGUGCCGCUGGGGCAUCAGGCUGGAGAGGGCAGAUAUAGAGGAGCUCAUUUUACCUGCAGAGCUCCAGAGAAAAAUCCAACCUGAAACUGAGGCCAGACCAAACCCACGACAGCUGAGAGCCACGGACACAGACAGAGACCCCUGGGACGGUCUUCGCUCAUCGCUGAGACUCCUGCACCCGGCCCUGGUCCUCCCCCUGCCCCCUGACCUCCUCAACGUGACCUCUGACCUCUCAUCACUGCCCCCGCCUCCCCCACCUCCUCCUCCCCCUGUCGCCACGGAAACAGAGAAGCAGGAGAUCGCGCCGCCCGGGACCGAGGAUUCUCCGAUGAUGUGACCAAACCUGAAAUCUAUGACAGAUUUGGAUGAGUAAUUUAUUUCACAAUUAUGGAUGUUAGAGUUUGACUUGUUGUGAUUGUAAAUGUUGUGUAAUAAACUAAUUAAAAUUCACAAUUACCCGGGCCUAUCAAAUGUAAAACGACAAUAUAACAACUAAAAUUAAUUUCCAAUAAAUAACA